Messenger RNA from Seriola aureovittata, 4449 nucleotides. Its product is annotated as ankyrin repeat and SOCS box protein 2-like. Lineage: Eukaryota; Metazoa; Chordata; Actinopteri; Carangiformes; Carangidae. Bases 1124 to 3202 code for a protein of 692 amino acids. Gene Ontology annotation, molecular function: protein binding. The transcript is spliced from 10 exons. Gene Ontology annotation, biological process: intracellular signal transduction. The record is from RefSeq and is a predicted model, not a curated record.
AGGUCUGCUGAAGCAGCAAACAGGCACUGGAGAGUCAGAAGGUCUGUGGUUGGGGCUAUGGCUGCGGUGGUAGUGGAAACAAAGACCCAGGUGUGGGAAGAGUUCAGGGAGUCUAUCUACUUUCAGUUGGCCUUGAAGAAGUCUAACAAACCAUCAGAUGGCUCAGGAAGGGAAAGCAGGGCUGUGGUGCUGACUCUCACGGGGUAUUGUCGCUGGUGGAAAGAACACUUUGAGGAGCUCCUGAACCUGGCCAACAUGUCUUCUGAGGAGGAAGCAGAGUCUGAAGACCUGGGGGAAGCUUCACUCACAUCUCUGGCAGAGGUGUGUGUGAGAGCUCAAGGCUCUGGGCAUCAUUGGGCUGUGUUUGUUGGACAUGCCCGCUGAAUGGAGGGUUACGGUUGAACGGGAACAGUGCCUGUGGACUGGCAGACCAGCGUGGUGAUUCCCAUAUUUAAAGAGGUGGACCAGAGGGUGUGCUCCAAAUAUUGGGAUAUCACACUGCUCAGCCUCCCUCAACAGCUUAUGCCAUGGUGCUAGAAAGGACUUUGAUCGACAGUUGAACUUCAGAUCCAAGAGGAGCAAUGCGGAUUCUGGCGCGGGGUGUGGAACAGUGGACCAUUUAUCCUUGCAACAUUACUGGAGGGGUCGUGGAAGUUUGCUCACCAGUCUACAUGUGUUUUGUGAAUCAGGAGAAUUACGUGUCUCUCGGAGGGUCCUGUUGGGGAGCACAGUGACCAAAAUGGAUGGAUGGAUAAACAGACUGAUCUGGGAUUAAACCUGGACAGAUCUGAUCAACCUCCUGCUCAUUAUUUCAUAUAAAACGUCUUGAUGUUUGUUUUAAAUGAACAUUCAGCGUCUGUUUACUCUGCAUAUUCACGAGUCUCUCUGUAACAUUAGAGAGUAAAGACGUCAGCUGGCCAACAAGCUCAGGCUGCAGGUCCUUAAAAUAAACCUUAAGUACCCCCCCCCAACCCCAACAAAGUGUCAUGUACAGACUCGACGAGAGACAGAAAACAGACGGAAGAGACUUGAGAGUUUUAACUCGGAGGAAACGCUGGAUUAACAAAUGAGGUAAGUUUUUCUUCAGUUUGUUCCUGACGGUGAAACUCAGUUGUCCUCCACCAUGGCGGCAGCCAGCAUCUCUCGCUCUGGAUCAGCAGCUCUGGGCUUCGAGGAUUAUUCUCUCUACAGUAACCUGAGCGAGGACGAACUGCUACAGCUUGCCAUCGAGCGCAGCCUGACCGACGCAAACUGCAGCAACGCCAACGCAACCUGCAAUGCAACUGACAACCCAACCAGCAACACGGCUACUGCCCUCACACCUCCUCACCAACCUGACAGAAGCCUGAACCCUGCAGCCAGAGACGCCAACCAACCCAGAUACAGCUCCCAUAAUCCACCUGCAAACUACACGUCCCAUAAUCCACCUGUAGCCCAGACCACUGCUCAUUACAGUUCUCCAAAUCCUCCGAGUGAAAAGCCUCCUGAUCCGAAGACGUUUGAUGGGACAGUCAGUCGCUUCAUGACGGGAUCAGGGAAGAGGAUGGUAGCUUAUCGCAGAGUUGACGGCACUCUGGUUCACAUCGCUCCAGAACCUGAGGAGGAGGAGGAGCCUCUGUUCAGAGCGAUCAGUGUUGGAGAUGCGAGCAGAGUGAAAGCUUUAGUGAUGAGUCCAGGAACAAACCUGAUGCUGCCGAGUAAACCAGGCUGGCUCGCUAUUCACCAGGCGGCGUGGUACGGCCAGGACACCUGUCUGAGAGUCCUGCUGUCAGCUCAGCCUGGGAUGAUCAACAAGCGAACGGAGCGUGGAGAGUCGGCGCUGCUGGUUGGCGUCAACAAAGACCAGCUACGAUGUGUUCAAGUGCUGCUGGAAUAUGGAGCUGACCCUGACAUCACAAACUACGAAAGAGAGACUCCGCUCUAUAAAGCCUGUGAGAGGAACAGUGCUGCGAUGGUGGCAGUGUUGUUGAACCACGGAGCUGCGGUAAACACUCACUGUAUUCAGGGUUGGACGGCACUGCAGGAAGCUGUGGUUCGAAACAACGUGGAGAUCUGUGAGAUGCUGCUGAAGGCUGGAGCCAAACACAGCCUCACCAACAUGUAUGGCAUCUCACCACUGUUCAGCGCUGCUCAGACUGGGCAGGCCACCACGUUGCGCUUCCUCCUCAAACAUGGUGCCGAUAUCAACAGUCAAGCUGCUGAUGGAGCCACCGCUCUGUAUGAAGCUGCUAAAAAUGGACAUGAAGAAAUUGUGAAGCUCCUCCUCUCACAAAACGCAGACGCCAACAAACCUGGAAAGACCGGAUUAUUACCACUUCACAUUGCUGCCCAGAGAGGAAGUGACAUUAUAGUGUCCUUGUUGAUCUCAGCCACCAGUAAGGCCAGAAUCAGGCGGACCGGCAUCAGCCCUCUCCACAUGGCGGCUGAGCGUAACCGUGAUGAAGUGCUCGAGGCUCUGAUUGAGGCGGGCUUUGACGUAAAUGCACAGCUGUCUGAAGAAAGAUCAAAGCUGUAUGAGGACCGCCGCAGCACGGCGCUCUACUUCUCUGUCAUCAACAAUAACAUCGACGCUGUGCGCAUGCUGCUGACAGCCGGUGCUGACCCCAACCUGGACGCGUUCAAGCCGCUGAUGGUGGCAGCGAGGCUGGGCUGCAUCCAGACUGUCACCCUGCUGGUGGAGCAUGGAGCAGACAUCAAUGCCUCAAUCCCCACCCACCCCACUACCUUCCCCGCCAUCUACAUGUUCUCCAUGAAGUACCUGACCAUGUUCAAGUACCUGCUGGACCACGGAGGCCACGCCCUCUCCUGCUUUGGAUGUGUCUAUGGCAACAAACCUCAUCCACCAAUAAAAACCACCCGAUCAGAGAGGGACGACCUAACAGAGACGCUGCCAAGGAGAGGUGUUCAGUUCUGUGAGAUGAUUUCAGCCCCCAGUAUCUGUCGGUGGGCGGGGCCAAUCAUUGACAUCCUACUGGACUACGUUGGUCAUGUGACUCUGUGCUCCAGACUGAUGGAACACCUCGACAGUUACUCUGACUGGAGUGUCAUCAAGGAGAAAGCAGCUCCCCCGCGGCCACUGAUGCAGCUCUGCAGGUUGCAGAUACUGCAGCUGGUUGGAAGUCGACGUGUGAAGAAAUUAACGCUUCCUGGAGGUUUGAUCCGCUUCCUGCAGCACCAGGGGGGCUCGCUGGACGACUGCUGACCUACAACUGAGACUGUUGGAAUCUUAGACAAUCAGCAGGUUGAAGCUGAUGUUGUUUAACUGCAGUUUCUCUCAAAACUAAAAGCUGUUUGAUUAAAUCACUUGUAAAUGUGUAUAUCAGCUCUUUCUAGUUGUUUCCAGCUGUUUCCAUAUGUAUCCAGGGAGCGUCAGCUCCUCUAUCCUAAACAUUACAACAUAUUUCUUAAAUUUUGAUGGACUGAAAAAGAUCAGUUUUACAACAUUAGUCUAACCCCAAUGCGUUUGUAAUUAACCUUCAGUGUCUGUGAAGAAUUUAUUAAAACAAACAAAGCUGAGAUAAUACUUUAUAAAAUUUCAAUAAAAGCAAUUGGACCUACUGCAAACUGGAAAAACUAAAACUAAGUGACAAUAACACAUGCUGGAGAUAGAAGUGGGCACUGUUGUACCCUGUUGCAGACACUAUGUUUCUGAAUAAGGUUUUAGGAACACAUUUGAACAAAUCCCACUUUGUGUUUAUUUGGGUUUUUGCCACAUAAUAUCAAACUGUCACAAUGCAGGAGGUUGUGGUUUUGUCUAGCUGCGGUUACUGGCCUUAGAAUUAUUUGACGUCACUGGAAAUCCUCCUCUAUGUCCAAUUUUAACGAGUGGAUAGAUUUAAUGUGUGACGUAUUCACUGUGGGAGAGAGGAUCUCUUUAAUGAAGUUUGGGGCCCAUUUUUUAUUGGUUAGAAAAACAGUGAUAUAAAUGUUUGGUUUACAUGUUAUGUAUAUCUCAUCUUUUGAUAAUAUCUACUUUGGUCUUUGGUGCUGAUGAACUCACCUGGAUCACCUGUACCUGAACACAGUGAUGAUGGAUCUCUGUAUCCUGACUGAUUGACAAUGUGGACUAUUCAUAUAACAGCAUGGGUUAUUUAUAAUCAUUGAUCAAUAUCUCUAGGGUCUUCUGAUUGUAUCAAGGACUGUUCAGGGCUAUUUUUUGAUUUAUUUUUUGUUUUGUUUUUUAUGUACAAAUUGUGAAUGUGGCUUUGGUCACUUGACUUAUAUUCAGCAUAAUUAUUACUGAUGUUGCAGAGUCUGGUCUUGUGAGGUUGUUACCAGACUUUCUUGUUUGUUUGUUUGUUUGUUUUUGUUUUUCUCUUGUCUCUUAGUGUUCUGCUUGUUUAAAAAAACAAAACAAACAAAAAAACAGACAAAAUGACAGUUUGUAACCAAUCUGUAUGGUAGAUGAAUGUCCAUCAAAAAUCUCAAUAAAGAACUAAAAUAAACAAA